UGGCACGGCUUGGGAAAGCCACAAGACAAGCAAAAAAGUAAUUGCCGGAAAACAGCUCGACAUUCGGAAAAAGUGUGCGUAUUUCAUUGCAGUUUAUACUCGUAGCGACACUAUCUUUCAGGGGCAACCGUAGCCCGCUAAAAUAACACACAGUGCCAAUCAAAUACUCGCUUUAAUACGCGCGCCGUGUGACUUGAUACACGAAUGCAUAACCGCUUGGUACCAGUUACCUGCUAGCCAACCAGCCAGUUGUCGAAUGGUGUUCCCUUUUUUGUUAGUAAGCAAUAACAACAUCGGGACAGCUAAAACAGAACUAAAUGCACUUGAAACAGCAGAAGCAUUACUGUCUUCGCAAAUUAUCAGCAUACAGUGGCACCAGGCGGUGUAGGUCGUGCUUGGCAAAUUUGCAGUAGACAAAUCAGUGGUGCGGCCAAAACCGGCGGACGAACGGCUGGAAAGGUCAUUGUUUUCAGAUCGUUUCUUUUUGUGUUUUAUCGUGAAGUUGAAAAAAGCGGCAAAGAAGAAGCAAGCAGCAUCACAUACGGGCUUCAGCUGUCAUUCUUCUUCCGAUCGCGCUACCACAAAACACGCACACAGUUACACAGUGUGACACAUCGCGCGUUUAUACAUCGAGUAUACGAGAAGGGGAACACAGGAAGGAAGGGGAAAAGCAAUAGAAACGCGGCAUCAUCCCGCUCCAAACACAACUCUGUACGUGUGUCCUUCGCUCUUGCAAUUGUACCGGCCCCGGGGAGUACGAUGCCAGACUACAGCGACCUGGACCGACAAAUUGAGCAGCUGAAACGAUGCGAAAUCAUAAAGGAACACGAAGUAAAGGCCCUGUGCGCGAAGGCACGCGAAAUCCUCGUCGAGGAGGGCAACGUGCAGCGGGUCGACUCGCCGGUGACGGUGUGCGGUGAUAUACACGGACAGUUCUACGAUCUGAAGGAACUGUUCAAGGUGGGUGGCGACGUGCCGGAGACGAACUACCUCUUCAUGGGCGACUUUGUCGACCGAGGAUAUUACAGUGUGGAAACAUUCCUGCUACUGCUCGCGCUGAAGGUCCGCUACCCGGACCGCAUCACACUGAUCCGCGGCAAUCACGAAUCGCGCCAGAUCACACAGGUGUACGGGUUUUACGACGAGUGCAUACGCAAGUACGGCUCGGUGACGGUGUGGCGGUACUGCACCGAAAUAUUCGACUAUCUCUCCCUGUCCGCCAUCAUCGAUGGAAAGAUUUUCUGCGUGCAUGGCGGUUUGUCACCUUCCAUACAGUAUUUGGACCAGAUCCGAUCGAUCGAUCGCAAACAGGAAGUCCCGCACGAUGGCCCAAUGUGUGAUCUUUUGUGGAGCGACCCAGAGGAUACACACGGUUGGGGAGUAUCGCCGCGCGGUGCGGGCUAUCUGUUCGGUUCCGACGUCGUGUCACAGUUUAAUGCAGCGAAUGAUAUCGACAUGAUCUGCCGGGCGCAUCAGCUCGUCAUGGAGGGCUACAAGUGGCACUUUAACGAAACCGUACUAACUGUAUGGUCGGCUCCCAACUAUUGCUAUCGGUGUGGCAAUGUGGCGGCAAUUUUAGAACUGAAUGAAAACCUACAACGUGAUUUUACAAUCUUUGAAGCCGCACCUCAGGAAAGCCGUGGCAUACCGUCUAAAAAACCUCAGGCCGACUAUUUCCUUUAAGUGUUGUUUGUGGUCCCCUUGUCACGUUUUUCUGUACACCCUCCCUUUCGCGUAUCACUGCUGUUGCCCUCUUAGUGAAAAGUACUGAACCGUGAAUGAAAGAUGCAACGUGUAGCGUGGUGGUCGCCAUUAGUUUAGAUUUGUGACUCUGACAUACUGAAUAUAUCCUGAAUGAUUAAAUCCGCUACUAAACGCGGGCCUCUUUUAUUACAAAUGGCUUGUAUACUGUGCGCUGUGGUGCUUAGUUUCCUCUCUACAUGUAGUAGCAUAGGCCAUUGCUCAGAAUAUAUCGCACCCCCAUUUUGUGUCGGGUUGAAAUGCCUCAAAAUUUUCCGAGUACAGGCAGUACCCAAGUGCUGUAAACUUCUAAAUAUCGCGUAUCUUAGGGAUUGCCUGUACUUUAAAUGUUGUACUUCUGCAAAUGUAGCCCAAUUAAUCAAACAAUUUUGGUAGCUACAGUAAAUUUUAGUUUCAAAACCUAGAAAGGGAAAGUUCAGUUGAAGGAAGGGGAUGAAACAAUGCCGGAAAUGUAAACAAUAAUAAAAUAAGCAAAGGCAACAACGAUA
Molecule: messenger RNA, 2249 nt
Organism: Anopheles moucheti
Lineage: Eukaryota; Metazoa; Arthropoda; Insecta; Diptera; Culicidae
Gene: Pp4-19C
Product: serine/threonine-protein phosphatase 4 catalytic subunit
Exons: 3
Coding region: 760-1683 (307 amino acids)
Biological process (GO): peptidyl-serine dephosphorylation; double-strand break repair via homologous recombination
Cellular component (GO): cytoplasm; nucleus
Molecular function (GO): protein serine/threonine phosphatase activity
Source: RefSeq, a predicted model, not a curated record